GCAAUAGAUAUGCUUUUUUUUUGGCAAAACAUUUUCGUAUAUAAAGGCAAAGAUUUACGCAGACAUCAAGUUAGUUUAAAACUUAAGAGUUGGAAAUAAAAUGUGGCAGAAUAAAGUAUUUUUGGUUCUUUUGAUUUGCUGUUAUAACGCAAGAUUUGGUAACUCUCAGACAUCACCUAGUCCCAACCUAUUAACCGAUGUGGAAUUAAAAGAGCUUUGUCAAGGAAUUGAAUUUCAAUAUAUAGCCCAUCCUAGCAAUCAACAAAGUUAUAUAAUAUGUAUACCAGGCGGUGGGAUCGAAAAGCAGUGUGACCCCAGUAAUUGUUUUGAUGAACGCAAGCCACCCUGUUCCACCACCUGUAGUGCCAAUACAAAUGUACCCGAUCAAAAAACCAAAGAUUAUUGCAAUGAUGAUGAUACACCUCUAUUGGAUCGUGUGGCUAAUGAUAAAGAUUGUGAUUCCUAUUUCAUUUGUGUGGGUAAAAAUGUAGAUCCUCUGGCACAAAAAUGUCCAACGAAUCAACAUUUUUCCGAAAAACACAAAACUUGUAUGAGCUAUCAUGAAGCCAAUUGUGCUGCCAAUUCGAAAUGGUGUAAAAAUCGUCGAGAUAAUACACGAUUUCCCAAGGACACUUGCUACGAAUACUAUGAGUGUCAAGCGGAGAUUACGUUAACAAAAACAUGCUCCUACGGUGAACAUUUCGAUAAGGAUUUGGGUCAAUGUGUAAGUGGUAUUUGUCAAGAUGAUAAGAGAGUUCCAGAUUGUAAAAAUGAAAAGGAUGGUUUCCGCUUGCGUCAUUCCAAAUGCUAUAAAUAUUUUGUGUGCUUAAACCAAGCUCUGUUCGAGGCGCAAUGUGCCAACGGUUACUAUUUUGAAAGCGAUCGGGGUGUGUGUAUGAAAGACACCUAUAAAGUCUGUAAUGAUGAUUAAAUAAAGAAAGUAAUAACUGAUAUUUUUUAAGCCUUCCAUUCUAAUUCAUUCAGAACUAGAACAGAACUAGUUUUAAGCCUUCCAUUCUAAUUCAUUCAGAACUAGAACAGAACUAGAACAGAACUAGAACAGAAGUAGAACAGAA
Lucilia cuprina (Australian sheep blowfly) is the source of this 1076-nucleotide messenger RNA. Its product is annotated as peritrophin-44-like. The record is from RefSeq and is a predicted model, not a curated record. Gene Ontology annotation, molecular function: chitin binding. Gene Ontology annotation, cellular component: extracellular region. The coding region runs from base 101 to 931 and encodes 276 amino acids. Lineage: Eukaryota; Metazoa; Arthropoda; Insecta; Diptera; Calliphoridae. The transcript is spliced from 3 exons.